AUCACGGCUUGCGGCAACGAAUAAAGCUCCGCCAGAGCGGCGCCCUGGGCGAUAGCUGGGCGGGCGGCCCCGGCCGGGAGCGGCCGCCCGUGCGCUACCGUGAGGAGUGAGCCGCUGAGGCGACCUCCGGCCCGGCCUCGCACUAGCAGCCCGGCAGGCGCGACAUGAGCCUGUUCUGCCAUCCGCGGGAUGCUCGUUGAGCCCCUUCUUUGGCUGUUACCGGGGGAUGGUUGUGGCCACACCGACUCGUAUUUUCCAUAUAAAUCAUUGUUUAUUCUUGCGGUGGCGGGGCCGAACACGCUUAUUUAUUUAUAAUUUUCUCAACAAGUUUUACCCAGCACUUAUCCAGUGAAACAACUCGGUAACCGUUUCAAGGGAGCAUCCGCUUGGUUAGGAAAUCUCAGACUGAGCAGCUUGUGGAAGCCAGCAUUUGCAACGUCCUCUUCGCAUGCUUUGAAGAUCCUUGCGUCUUCCUGUAACUACCACUGUGCGCAGAAUCCCGCUCAAGGAACGUCUUGGUCCAGCGAUGCAAAGAACUGACGUUUCAAGGUUUUAUUUCUAUUGUUAGAUCUGGAUUUCCCCAACGACUCGGAACUGUUCAGUAGCCAGCUAAAGUGGAUCCCCUAGUGCACGCCCUUCUCUCUCCUCUUCCAGCCUGUCCAAGUGCUUUUGUUGACUGGAAGAGCCGGUAUUGUCCUCAUUAUAGUAUAGAAGAAUUCAAGAUAAAAGAGGCAGUAGCAAAUGAAGACUAUAAAAGGAAAGAAGAAGGAACAUCAAAGAUUGAGAAAAUCUGCCAAGACAAGGAGGGUAACCCAGAGGAAGCCUUCUUCAGGGCCUGUUUGCUGGCUAUGCCUUCAAGAACCUGGGGAUCCCGAGAAAUUAGGGGAAUUUCUUCAGAAAGACAAUCUCAGUGUGCAUUAUUUCUGUCUUAUCUUAUCUAGCAAGCUGCCUCAGAGGGGCCAGUCCAAUAGAGGUUUCCAUGGAUUCCUGCCUGAGGACAUCAAAAAGGAGGCAGCCCGGGCCUCUAGGAAGAUCUGCUUUGUGUGCAAGAAAAAGGGAGCUGCCAUCAACUGCCAGAAGGAUCAAUGCAUCAGAAACUUCCAUCUUCCUUGUGGCCAGGAAAGGGGUUGCCUUUCACAAUUUUUUGGAGAGUACAAAUCAUUUUGUGGGAAACAUUGCCCAACACAGGACAUCCGAUGGGAGAAUGUGGGGGAGGAAAGCUGUGUCUUGUGCUGUGAAGACUUAUCCCAAGCAAGUGUUGAAAACAUCCAGAGCCCGUGCUGUAGCCAAACUAUCUACCACCGCAAGUGCAUACAGAAAUAUGCCCACACAUCAGCAAAGCAUUUCUUCAAAUGUCCACAUUGCAACAAUCGAGAAGAAUUUCCUCAAGAAAUGCUAAGAAUGGGAAUUCAUAUUCCAGACAGAGACGCUGCUUGGGAACUCGAGCCAGGGGCUUUCUCGGAGUUGUAUCAGCGCUAUCAGCAUUGUGAUGCCCCCAUCUGUGUGUAUGAACAAGGCAGAGACAGCUUUGAGGAUGAAGGGAGGUGGAGCCUCAUUCUGUGUGCUACAUGUGGAUCCCACGGAACCCAUAGGGACUGCUCCUCUCUCAGAUCCAACUGUAAGAAAUGGGAGUGCGAGGAGUGUGCGCCUGCUGCUGAAGCCACAGUACACACCUGACAACUCAGGUGACAUCCCCUGUUGCAGCAGCACCUUCCACUCCAGGGGGCAUUUCUGCAGAGACACCAGCCUGGAAGAGAA
This is a messenger RNA of Physeter macrocephalus (sperm whale), 1758 nucleotides long. RefSeq names its product PHD finger protein 7 (gene PHF7). The record is from RefSeq and is a predicted model, not a curated record. Bases 742 to 1677 code for a protein of 311 amino acids. NCBI's taxonomy places the organism in Eukaryota, Metazoa, Chordata, Mammalia, Artiodactyla, Physeteridae. The transcript has 11 exons. Gene Ontology annotation, cellular component: nucleus.